Molecule: messenger RNA, 1686 nt
Organism: Eublepharis macularius
Lineage: Eukaryota; Metazoa; Chordata; Lepidosauria; Squamata; Eublepharidae
Exons: 3
Biological process (GO): DNA integration
Molecular function (GO): nucleic acid binding
Source: RefSeq, a predicted model, not a curated record
CUACGAUUAGUGGUAGUUCAAGGCCACCAUCCUAGCUUACUCGGCCUCGACUGGUUUCGACCUCUCGGCAUUCUAAUCGCAGGCGUGCAGCAGCUGUAUCGUGAGGAGGUGGCAUCAGUAGACAGAGAGUUCCCAGCAGUCUUCGAUGGGGCUCUUGGCAAUUACACAGGGCCGCCUGUCUCAUUUGAUCUAAACCCAGCCGUGGCCCCCAUCUGCCUGAAGCCUCGCAGGGUUCCAUUUGCACUCAAGCCAAAGAUAGAUGAGGAGCUGGAUUGGCUGAUUGAACAGGGAAUCCUGGAACCAGUUUCUCACACCAAAUGGGAAACUCCCAUAGUAACACCACUAAAACCCAAUGGAGAGGUCAGAAUUUGUGCAGACUAUAAAUGCACAAUCAACAAAGCCCUGCAGCAACAAGCCUACCCAGUACUGGUCGUGAGCCAUCUCCUGGCGGCGACGGCCGAAGCCCAAACUAUCGUGACACACUGGGGGGCUUUCAAGGUUAAAAGGCUACAAUUCGGUGUCAACGUCGCCCCAGGAAUUUUCAAAGGCAUCAUGGAAGGACUUCUACGCAGGAUUCCAGGCAUUAUUCCAUACUUUGAUGAUGUCCUAAUUGCGGGAGAGUCAGAAGGCGCACUAGCAGAGAGGCUUCGCUGUUUCCUCAUCGCAACCGACCACAAACCGCUCCUAGGAUUACUUGCUCCAGACAAGCAAACACCCCAAAUCCUUUCGCCCAGAAUGCUGCGAUGGACAGUGUUCAUGUCUGCCUACUCCUACGAAUUACAGCACCGCCCAGGCAAAGCAAUGGGACAUGCCAACGCCCUGAGCAGCCUGCCACUGGCUGACCAGGGGAUCGACCCAUCUCCAGCUCAUCACAUCAUGCUGCUGGAAGACUUGCCGAGUCCACUGCUCAGAGCCUCCGAUGUGGCGUCACAUGCUGCUAAAGAUCGCACCCUCAGCCGCGUUCUCAACUGGGUGUGGAGGGGGUGGCCAUCAGGCCAGCUGGCCAAGCAGUUUCGGCCGUUCUUCAUUAGACAGCACGAACUCUCAGUACACAAGGGCUGUCUGCUAUGGGGAAAUAGAGUUGUAAUCCCCAGCAAACUGAGACAACAAGUGCUGGAGGCACUACACAGCGGACAUCCGGGCAUAGUGCGCAUGAAGGCAAUGGCGCGCAGCUAUGUCUGGUGGCCAGGCAUGGAUAGGACUAUCGAGGAAUUGGUCCGCACCUGUCAGCCGUGCCAGGAAACACGCCCAGCUCCAGCACAAGCCCCAGUACAUCCUUGGGAGUCAGCAAGAGCACCCUGGUCGAGACUCCACAUUGAUUUUGCAGGGCCAUUUCAGGGACAAACCUUUCUAAUAGUUGUGGACUCUUAUUCAAAGUGGCUAGAAGUUGUCCCUGUCUCCACAAUGACUACUGCUGUGGUCAUUAGGGCCCUACGUCAGCUGUUUGCAAUGCACGGUUUGGCUGACAAGGUAGUAUCGGAUAAUGGAACACAAUUCACAUCAGCUGAGUUCCAGCAGUUCCUGGCCAACAACGGCAUCAGGCAAGUCACGUCUGCUCCGUUCCACCCUUCCACCAAUGGGCAUGCAGAACGGAUGGUGCGGACAACAACGGAAUCAGCAAAGGAGACUGGCAGUCGCGAUUGGCUGCGUUCCUGUUGCAGCAACACGUCACACCUCAUUCCAUGA